Molecule: messenger RNA, 968 nt
Organism: Lycium ferocissimum
Lineage: Eukaryota; Viridiplantae; Streptophyta; Magnoliopsida; Solanales; Solanaceae
Product: MOB kinase activator-like 1A
Exons: 7
Coding region: 171-818 (215 amino acids)
Biological process (GO): signal transduction; positive regulation of protein phosphorylation
Cellular component (GO): cytoplasm; nucleus
Molecular function (GO): protein kinase activator activity
Source: RefSeq, a predicted model, not a curated record
GGGCUAAGCAGCAUUUUUCGACACUUCCACUGAAAUUAUAAACAGAAAAAAAAUAAAACUGCCCGCCCACCUGCCCGCAAAUAAAUAAAAAAGCCUUCUCACUUUUCGGGCAGCUUCAAGUUCUUCUCAGAGAUCCCAAUUUUUUGAAUUCACAUAUCUAAUUCAUCAUCAUGAGUCUUUUUGGUCUUGGAAGGAAUCAGAGAACAUUCCGGCCCAAAAAAAGUGCACCCUCAGGGAGUAAGGGGGCACAACUAAGGAAGCAUAUUGACGCCACAUUGGGUAGUGGAAACUUGAGAGAGGCUGUGAGGCUCCCUCCGGGAGAAGAUAUUAACGAGUGGCUUGCUGUCAACACUGUCGAUUUCUUCAACCAGGUGAAUCUGCUGUAUGGCACCCUGACUGAGUUCUGUACGCCAGAGAACUGCCCUACAAUGACCGCAGGCCCUAAGUAUGAGUACAGGUGGGCUGAUGGAGUACAAAUUAAGAAGCCUAUUGAAGUUUCAGCUCCAAAAUACGUUGAAUAUUUGAUGGACUGGAUUGAAACUCAAUUGGAUGAUGAAUCAUUAUUUCCUCAGAGGCUUGGUGCGCCGUUUCCAUCUAACUUCAAGGAUGUUGUGAAGACAAUUUUUAAGCGUCUCUUCCGCGUAUAUGCACAUAUUUAUCACUCACAUUUUCAGAAAAUUGUGAGUCUUAAGGAGGAGGCCCAUUUGAAUACGUGCUUUAAACAUUUCAUACUCUUCACUCAUGAAUUUGGACUGAUAGACAAGAAGGAGCUGGCUCCACUCCAAGAGAUUAUAGAAUCCAUCAUUGUCCCUUACUGAACAACAUGAUAUUUUAUUUUACUGCUAAAGCUGGAACUAAAUAGUGUAAUGUAAUAAAGUUUAUCGUGGUCAUCCAAAAGUGUAUAGCCUCAACUGACAUUUGAAGUGUUUGAGAAUGUAUAACGUGCUGUAUGGUUGUAGCUUUUUCUA